GAUCAGUCCCCCUCUCGUUGCACCUGCGCAGAUCAGUCGUUCUCGGCCUUUGCCCUUCCCAACCGGCACCAUGAAGCUGCUUUCUACCCUCCUGCUCUUCAUUGCUCCUAUUACCCUCGCCCUUCCGACUGAGAACAUUGGGGCCCCUGUCGAACGUGACGAGGUUUCCGAAAGGGCGUGCUACGUGACCUGUGGUUCAAACUGUUACAGUAGCUCUCAGGUCACAGCGGCACGCAACUCCGGGUACAACUAUGUCAAGCAAGGGGGGACUGCUGGAGGUAGCUCGUACCCGCACGUGUACAACAACUACGAGGGAUUUGACUUCUUGGUCGGUGGCACUUACUAUGAGUUUCCUCUCAUGACUAGCGGAUCAUACACCGGCGGUUCCCCUGGCGCGGAUCGUGUCAUCUUCAACCAGAAUGGACAACGGGCCGGUGAGAUCACGCACACGGGCGCAAGUGGAAGCUCGUUCGUGGCGUGCUCCGGAUGGUAGAGAGGAUGAUGAGCUGGAGGAGAAUAGCAGUAUGGAA
Trematosphaeria pertusa is the source of this 530-nucleotide messenger RNA. RefSeq names its product ribonuclease-domain-containing protein. The record is from RefSeq and is a predicted model, not a curated record. Gene Ontology annotation, molecular function: RNA nuclease activity; RNA binding. Bases 71 to 493 code for a protein of 140 amino acids. Lineage: Eukaryota; Fungi; Ascomycota; Dothideomycetes; Pleosporales; Trematosphaeriaceae. The transcript has 2 exons.